UCAUGGAGUCUAUGAAGUAGGAAUCCCAUUUACAUCACCCUUCAUGAGCUGAAAUGGUUGGUUUAGGUUACCCUUUUUUAAAUUGCACUGAGUUGACACACCAUCGAGGCCAAGCUGCUGAUCACCGGGAAGAUGACCGGCACAAAAGCCACUGCGCCAACCAAACACCUCGCCGCUUGUUGUAUAUCGCACGAGUUCUAUAGACGCGCUUCAGCUAACCCAAGCAGGAUUGCAGUGAUACACGCGUCCGGUGGUAGUCGGCUAUUCCAAGAAUUCCACCGCCUUCACAGUGACUACAGUAGCGACCAAACCUUUACUGACUUUGAUGAGCUCGUGUCAGAGAAGAGGACUUCAUAUCGUCCUACAAUUUACGAAGGCGACAUAUGCUUCACUUUUUCUGACAUUCUAUCAGCGGUUGAUGCUCUCAGCGCUAAGCUCCGCCGGGUUCUCAACUGCACCGAUGAUUCCCGACUUAUUAAAUACGAUGAUUCAGGUAUUCGCAUUCCUCCUGCAGGCAGGUUAUGCGUCUUAGUUUACAAGUGCCCGUUCAGCUGCUGAAAAUGGUGCUUAAGCGGUUCAACGGGCCACGGAAGCUGUAAAAAUCGAUUCUUUUUCUAAGAAUCACUUUCUUUUGUGGCUUACUUUUGUAUAUCAAUAUGAAGUAAUCCAUAAUAAUUUUCUUUGAUUUGCAUUAAUGGCAGUUUCCUUCAUUUUAAGCUAUGGUUGCAAAAACUUGUCUGAUUAAAAGAAACUAGUUACGAAACAGUACAAAUACACUCCCAAGGCUUCCUCUUAGGUGGAAAUGGAUCCUUAAGGAUUUUUAAUGGCAAUGCUUUAAACACCAUGUGAAUUGCAAUGGACAUAUAAGCACCUCUCUUCAUGGAUUCUAAGUGGAUGUGGUUGCCAUUUUCUUCCUGCUCAUAUACUCAUGGAAAUCAUCAGAUGUUCUCCAUCAUAAUAGUAAACUAAGAAGUUUAUUUAGCCAAUUAUGUACACACGACAAGGAAGAAACAAAAUAUGAUUUAUCUCAAGGGUAUGAGAGUUGAAUGAUGUGAAAGUUGAAGCUGUACAGAAUUUGAGAAACUGAGAAAGUGAGAACUAAAAACAUCAAUUAUGGAGUAUGGAUCAUGGGGAGGUGGGGAUAUCUCUACCCAAUUAAGGUUGUAGGAAAUUAAUUUGUGUCUAAAAAAAGGUGAAGUGCAGUGAAACGAAGCUCCAACAUAUUAAUUCGUCCAAUACAGAGCUCUAGUUCCCUACUCUUCUCGUUUUUGCUUUGCUCAACUUGGGUUCUUCAAAGGCUUCUCCAAUACGGAGAGAGAAAAUGAAAAGAACAUAAGCAUCCGUUGGGGGGGAAUAUCCAUCUAGAAGUUUUUUUCUUGUCUGAUGUGGCAAGAUCUGUAAUGUCCAUUAAAACAUGUUUAUUGUUCCUUUGAGAAACAUUGAACAGAUAUGUUUAUAUUGCCUUUAAAUGAGUGCUUUGAAGGCUUAUUUGCACGUCAAAAGAAGUUAAGAGCUAAUCUGCACCUCAGGUGAAUGUACUUGAUAUGUGUAUUUGCAACUUUUCCCAAAGUAAUUAGUUGUCAAAAUCUUGUUUUCUCAUUCUCCUCCUUUUUUGUUUUCUUUUUUGACGGUCUUUACCUACUUCUUAGCUAUCUCAGUUGUAGCAGGCAAUGACUUUCACAGGGAACAGUUAGUACAAGAUCAAUAUUCUGAAUGUAUGGAUGCUCAUGGUCUGAGUGUAAAACACUUAAAUGAAUCUCAGAAGACGUAUACUCCAAAAGUAAUAGGAAUAUAUACGGAGCCAUCUACUGAAUAUAUCGUUACUGUCCUCUCUGUACUGAGAUGUGGAUAAGCAUCCUUUUUUGUUUUCUUUUUUGACGGUCUUUACCUACUUCUUAGCUAUCUCAGUUUUAGCAGGCAAUGACUUUCACAGGGAACAGUUAGUACACGAUCAAUGUUCUGAAUGUAUGGAUGCUCAUGGUCUGAGUGUAAAACACUUAAAUGAAUCUCAGAAGACGUAUACUCCAAAAGUAAUAGGAAUAUAUACGGAGCCAUCUAUUGAAUAUAUCGUUACUGUCCUCUCUGUACUGAGAUGUGGAUAUGCUUUUAUGCCACUGGAGCCAUCAUGGCCUAAUGAGAGGAUAUCACGGGUACUAUCUUCUUCAAAAGUGGACCUCCUUGUGGGUUGCGGGUCUCUAGUUAACAGUAGUUUUCACUGCAUCGAUAAGUUAGAUUGGCUCAUUGAUGAUGGAAGAUGUCCUGUAUUGCCUAUAUAUAUGGAAGAUUACAUCCAAAAGAAUGAUUCUGGUCCACUGAAUUUAGUCUGGCCAUGUGAAAGAGAAAGGUUAAGAUCAUUCUGUUACUUGAUUUACACAUCUGGGUCUACUGGGGAGCCUAAAGGUGUAUGUGGCACUGAAGCAGGUCUUCUGAAUCGCUUUUUUUGGAUGCAAGAAUUGUACCCCUUACAAGUAGAAGAUCAGUUGCUCUUCAAAACAUCAAUAAGUUUUAUUGAUCAUUUGCAGGAAUUUCUUGGAGCUCUGCUAGCCACCUGUACGUUGGUUAUACCCCCUUUCAAUCAGCUGAAAGAAAAUUUGUUUUAUAUUGUCAGUUUUUUAAAGGAUUACUCGAUCAACAGGAUUAUAGCCGUUCCAUCAUUCAUGAGAGCUAUUAUUCCUACACUAGGAAGUCUAUAUUUUAGGAAAAUUCAAAGCUCUUUGAAAGUUUUAGUAUUAAGUGGUGAAACUUUGCACCUUUCAAUGUUGAAGGUCCUUGUUGAGCUACUGCCCCGGACUGUUAUUUUGAAUUUAUAUGGGAGUACAGAGGUUUCUGGUGAUUGUACAUACUUUGAUUGCAAGGAUUUGCCUCUCAUACUGGAGUAUGAAAAUUUGAGUAGUGUUCCAAUUGGCUUGCCUUUGUACAACUGUGAUGUUCUGCUCCAUGGAGAUGAUGAUCCCAAUGAAGGAGAGAUAUGUGUUGGUGGGCUCUGCCUUUCAGCAGGAUACUUUAAUUCUCCAUUUGUUUUGCCAUUGGACUAUGUAGAAUUGUCUCAGGGAUUUGAUAGUGAGAGCACUGACCAUAGAGUUCAAUGCUAUUUUAGAACCGGGGAUUUUGCCAGAAAACUUCAAAAUGGGAAUUUUGUUUUUCUAGGGAGAAAAGACCGCACUGUUAAGGUUAGUGGGCAGCGCAUUGCUUUGGAGGAGGUUGAAAAUGUUUUGACAGAACAUCCAGAAGUAGCUGAUGCCACUGUAAUUUUCCGUAAUGACGAAGGGGAUAUUUCACUCCUGGAAGCGCAUCUGAUACUGAAGGAAAACAGUGAACAUGUUGUGACUUCGAGAUCUAUUAUGAAUUGGUUAGCCAAAAAACUCCCUCCGGCUAUGGUUCCUGCUCGUUUCUUCUUCACUGAUUCUUUUCCCAUGUCUUCUGGUGGAAAAGUUGAUUACAACCUAUUGGCUAAUUCCCGUGUAUGCAACACAUGUUUCAAUAGUGAGACCGAUGGAACUCAAGAUCUUGACCUGAUUCAAGCUAUCGAAAAGGCUUUUUGUGAUGGUUUAAGGGUUGAUAAGGUCUCCCAUAAUGCUGACUUUUUUGAGAUGGGUGGUAAUUCUAUCUCUGCUGCAUAUGUCUGUUACGCUUUAGGAAUCAACAUGAAGGAGUUGUAUACUUUUCCAACACCAAAGAGGCUUCAGCUUGCACUUCUAAGAAACGAGGUUUCAUCCAAUCAUGGUCUUGGAUCAGGUUCUUCAAAAGUAGUGAAUCAUGAAGAGCCAAGCAAUAGUAAGAUUUUUUCUGUAGAUACAAAGGAACUCAGUCAUAACAGAAAGGUGUCCCUAAGAGAACAUCCUUUUAAAUGCAUGAAGAUGGAUUCAGAUUUGUACAUUGGAUCUAAUGAUGUUGGUGCAAGAGAUAAUUCCUAUUUGAGCUUUGAUCUUAUCAAAUGCUCAUUUAGCCGAUGCAAUCAUGUGAAACAUGUAGAGCAAUGUGAGGGGAGUGAAUGCUAUAGUGUGCACACACAGGAAUUUCCAAUUGAUGGAAAAUUUUCAAUACGAGAAUGCUGGAAAGUUCACAUGGAAUCUUGUGUGGAUGCUUCACCACUAGUUGUGCAUAGAAAAAGUGAUGUGUACGUGUUUAUAGGGUCUCACUCCCACAAGUUCAUUUGCAUAGAUGCCAAAAGUGGUAUUGUUCAAUGGAUGGUCAAAUUACGAGGAAGAGUUGAAUGUUCAGCUGCGAUUGUUGGUGAUUUUUCUCAGGUGGUUGUGGGUUGUUAUGAGGGGAAUAUUUAUUUUCUGAAUUUUUUAAAUGGCAGCACCUGUUGGAGUUACCAAACAUAUGGAGAGGUCAAGUCACAGCCAGUGGUUGACAAAUCCAGGCACCUAGUCUGGUGUGGGUCACACGACCACAACCUAUAUGCUCUGGACUACGAAAACCAUUGCUGUAUUUUCAAAAUAUCAUGUGGUGGAAGCAUAUUUGGCUCCCCUGCAAUUGAUGAGAUGCAAGGAAGACUUUAUGUGGCAUCAACAAGUGGCCGGCUCACUGCAGUAUCUCAGGAGGCUCAGCCAUAUUGUGUGCUAUGGAUAAAAGAUCUGGGAGCCCCUGUUUUUGGGCCGCUUUCCAUAAACUCGUCUUGUGGAAUAGUGAUAUGCUGCUUAGUUGAUGGAAGUGUACUUGCUCUGGACGUGAGAGGAUCAAUUGUUUGGAAGGGAAGAACAGGAGGUCCAAUAUUUGCAGGACCAUGCAUGUCGCAUUCAUUGACAUCUCAGCACUCCAAAUUCGCAUGCUUCUUGUGUAACUAAAAAAGCAAUAUCUUGAUAGGUGCUUGUUUGUUCAAGAGAUGGAUGCAUCUAUUCAUUUGACUUGGAAAAUGGGAAAUUGCUCUGGAAACACAGUGUUGAAGAUCCCAUCACUGCAUCAGCAUAUAUCGACGAGCACUUGCUACUGACACAUGAUCGCCAAACCCUGCCGCGGAGGUUCAUCUGUGUAUGCACGAGUUCUGGAAGUAUUCAUGUGCUUCAAGUUGACUCAGAUUGUAAUGAGGCAGCAAGAAAGUUGUCGGGGGGAGAUAUGAUCCAGGAAUUUGCUAAAUUGAAUCUUGAAGGUGAAAUCUUCUCUUCCCCUGUGAUGAUUGGCGGAAGCAUAUAUGUUGGAUGCCGGGAUGAUUACAUCCACUGCUUAAAGCUCGAGAUACAAGUUCCCAAUUGAAAACCAAAGCCAAUGCCUUUGUUAUCAUAUGUACAGGGUUACACUACUGAUUCUUUUUCAACUUUUAGUGUGUGUUUGGUUGGAAUACUUUGGAGGAGUGCUGUUCUUGGGUUCGGUGAGCAGGGGAGAACGGGGAAAUUUGGGUGCGGUUAUUAUCCUUGUUUUUCUGCAACUCUUUAUCAAGUGUUUAUCUCCUUCAGGAGCUACGCACAUGCCUUCAUGCGGUUUUUGCACCAUGUAUGUAAUCAUACUCUUUCCUUAUUAUUCAUGUUCUGGUUUUCCAAAAUACAUAGAAUUCAUACACAAUUGUCUUACUAACAUACUCUACACAUUUCGCCUAUACGUAUGGCACACUUUAAUAGUACUUAAAUCAUUCUACUCAUCAUAUUCAAGUUAUUGUACUCAUCAUAUGACAUGCAUAUCACUUCAAUCAGAAUUUC
This is a messenger RNA of Cuscuta europaea, 5636 nucleotides long. The record is from the annotation of a GenBank genome assembly. NCBI's taxonomy places the organism in Eukaryota, Viridiplantae, Streptophyta, Magnoliopsida, Solanales, Convolvulaceae.